Panicum virgatum (switchgrass) is the source of this 672-nucleotide messenger RNA. Its product is annotated as auxin-responsive protein SAUR50-like. Gene Ontology annotation, biological process: response to auxin. Lineage: Eukaryota; Viridiplantae; Streptophyta; Magnoliopsida; Poales; Poaceae. Bases 291 to 533 code for a protein of 80 amino acids. The transcript has a single exon. The record is from RefSeq and is a predicted model, not a curated record.
CAUCUCCCUUUCAGGUUUUUACAACGCGCUCAUCGCAAAAGCUCCCAUCGAGCUCCGGGCAGUAGUAUAUAAAGAGCACGAGCACCACCGUUGCUGAGCUGCAGCAACACCAACACCAGACACACACGCCUCAACACGACGACCUACCUCUUCAGUCAUCCGAAGUGCUCGUACGUUCUCUGCUCGGUCAGUGACGACGGCGGUGAGCACACGUCGUGCAGCAGCAGCAGCAACAGAAGCAAGCAAAAGAGAGAGAUGGGCGGCGGCGGUGGGAAGAAGCUGCACAGCUGAUGGCGCGGCUGCACCUGGUGGGUCGGGGCAGCGUGCCGCGGGGGCACUUCGCGGUGUACGUGGGCGAGGCGCGGGCGCGGUUCGUGGUGCCGACGGCGAUCCUGAAGCAGCCGUCGUUCGUGGCGCUGCUGGAGAGCGCGGCGGAGGAGUUCGGCCUCGACCACCACUGCCACCCCGGCGGCCUCACCAUCCCCUCCUGCUCCGAGCGCGACUUCGCCACGCUCGUCCGCACCCUCGCCUAACAAGACCAGCCCGCUGGCUACCCUACUACCAGCAGCUCGGUCGAUCAAUGCUCGCCGGCGCCGCCAUGGAUGGCCGGCCGGCCGGCCGGCAAUGAUCGAUGAGGCGAUGCGCUCCAUGUGGUUGGCUCGUCGCCGGGUC